This is a messenger RNA of Nanorana parkeri, 1247 nucleotides long. RefSeq names its product mothers against decapentaplegic homolog 6-like. Gene Ontology annotation, biological process: transforming growth factor beta receptor signaling pathway; regulation of transcription by RNA polymerase II; cell differentiation. Gene Ontology annotation, molecular function: I-SMAD binding; transcription regulator inhibitor activity. The transcript has 4 exons. The record is from RefSeq and is a predicted model, not a curated record. The coding region runs from base 132 to 1205 and encodes 357 amino acids. Lineage: Eukaryota; Metazoa; Chordata; Amphibia; Anura; Dicroglossidae. Gene Ontology annotation, cellular component: heteromeric SMAD protein complex.
UCUGUGCUGCAGAUGGAGAAAUUACAUUGAAGAUGGCGGAUUUAUACAGCUGUUCCUAUAACGCCUGACUGACAAGGUUCUCCUGGCCGGUGCUGAGCUCUCGGGUUCUACAUACUGAUCGCCUCCGUCUUAUGUUUCGUUCUCGACGGUCUCUCCCCGCCCGGCAACUUUGGAGACAUCGCUGCACCACGAAGAGCCGGGGUCCGGGGGAAGGGGCACCCCCCAGCCCCGAGGACCUCCACCAUGCCCUGCGGCCGGCCGCCCACCAACUUUUCAAAAAGCUGAAAGACGAACAGCUGUGGCAGCUGGCGGAAGCCGUGGAGAGCAAGGGACGCUGGGACUGCGGCUGUGUCUGGUUCCCACUUGAGGUGAGGUCGGGGAAGCAAGCCUUGGCGCCGUACGUCCUCCUGUGUAAGCUUUACCGCUGGCCAGACCUGCGCAGUGCCUCCGAGGUAAAGAGGCUCAUCCAGUGCGAGAAUUACUGGAGGAAGGACGGAGAGGGCACCUUCAUCUGCUGCAACCCUUACCACUUCAGCCGACUGGUGAUUCCAGAACCGAUUGCUCCAUUGUCCUACAAGGCAAGAGAUACUGUUCAGCCUGCACUGUCCAAGCCGCUUCACUCCAUCACCAACCAGGAGAGCACAUACUGCAAUGUCCGCGGUAUACAUGACACGACACUCUCUAGGGGUUCGCACAAAGAUGGCCACUGGUGUAAGCUGGCCUACUGGGAGCACCGGACCCGCGUAGGGCGCCUCUACAAUGUCACGGAACCCUCCGUACAGAUCUUCAAUGACCUGCCCAAAGGAAGUGGCUUCUGCCUGGCUUUCCUGGGCUCCGAUAGCCGCAACGAGACCGUGAAACGCACGAGGAAGAAGAUCGGCCAGGGUCUGAUCCUGAGCCGUGAACAGGAUGACGUGUGGGUCUACAAUCGCAGCGAUCACCCGGUUUUCAUCAACUCGCCCACCUUGGCCCCCGUGAAUGCCCGCGGGCAGUCCGUACACAAGCUGCUGCCAGGUUAUUCCAUCAAAGUGUUUGACGCUCAGCAAGCUGCGAGAAUCUCGGGGUGCUACAUGCUGGGCGAAGGGCCCUGUGACCUACACAGUGUCCGGAUCAGCUUCACCAAGGGCUGGGGUGGCUGCUAUUCCCGCCAGUUCAUCACAUCUUGUCCUUGCUGGCUGGAGAUUCUGCUCAGCACCCCAAAAUGAGGCGCCGGAGCUUGGGGGGGGUGGGGGGGGCAAGGUCUUUGU